GUGGUGUUUACCUAAUAGGUGUUGGUGUAGCUUCUUGUCUUUGUGUGUGCCUCCUGGAGUUGCAUGAAGCGAUAUUUUUGAAAACUUAAACGUGAGUCCUUCUCCAAGAAGACCGCUCCAUAUUCUGAAACUUUACUUUUUAUGUGUAUCCCUCUCGAGGACGUAUGAAUUGAUUUUGAUUACGUGUGUGCCUCCUCGGGAAGACCUGUCUGCAUGUUUGUGAUUUAAGUAUCUUGUAACUUAAGUGUGAAAUCUGAACUCUUUUGUGUGCUUCCCUCAGAGAAAGGGAAGAGUGACUGGAGCAUUUGCAUUUCUUUAGUAGGUGUUGUGUGCCUCCCUGGGGGGGAGGUAAGAAGUCACCUGAGCUUUUGAAUACGUAUACCUCCUCCCCCCUUUGUGUAGAUCUUUCAGCGUAUUGAAAAAUGAGUGACAGCAUUGCCACCAUGAAAGGUGAAGAUGUGUUAUUUGAUCUUUUAGAAAAACAUGGUGCUCGACCCUCUUUAUCAGGUGUGGAUUGGGCACGACAGAACUGGUAUAACUUGCAGAGUGUUUCGGACCGUAUUUGUGUUUUACAAAAUGAGGCUCGUACCCGAGUCGGAAAAGGAAAGGCGUUUAUUUGUGCCGUACUCGGGGCUGCUUUAAAAGCUGCCGUGGAGUUCCGAGAGGAAAAGCAUUCGGCAGCAGAAACCCAAGCUAUACAAGCACUACAGGAAUCAGUUAAAGUAACACAAGAACUGGUAAAAACUUUGCAGAAUCAAAUAGUGAACCUUGAGGAGCAAUUAGAAAGAGAGAAACAUAAUUCGGCUUUGUAGCAAAUGGCUUUUAAGGAACUGUUAAUGUCUAAGCAUGCCGACAAUACUGUCACCCAUAGUCUGCCUCACGAAAAAACUCUUCCUCAGGAGGAACUACAAAGAAUGAAGGAAAGGCUAGAUAAAUUAGAAAUGCCAAUAGCCCCAUUGCGCCCCUUGGUAAAAGCUGAAUAUACAUUCGAUAACGGUGAGGAUCUAGAUCCUCAAAUGAAUGUUAAGGAAAUUCCCUUCUCAGCCACUGAACUAGCAAAAUUGAAAAAAGAUUUUAGCCGCUCUCCAAACGAAUCUGAAACGUAUGUAUGGAGGGUUAGCCUCACUGGUGGAGACCAGAUUCUGCUAACAGAAAAGGAAGCGGAGGGCUAUUGGGGACCAGGAGUAUUUUUGACUACUGGCAACAAUCGUGCUCCCUGGUCCUUGACACAGAGGGCUGCCUAUUGGGCAGGUGGUCUCAACCCUCUAAAAAGGGGAGAUCCUCUUGCUAUUAUUGGAGCAGUUGAUCAGUUAGUAGAAAGUGUUCAAAAGGCUGCUUGUCUCCAAAUGAUGUACGAUAGAAAGCUGCAGCCACAUCAUGAAUCACCCACGAUGAUGCCCGUGGAUCCUGAAAGGAUGACCCCACUAAUUAGGGGGCUUCCAGAGUCGUUAAAACCUAUAGGUAUACAACUGCAAGGAAAAAUACAGGUAAUGUCUCAGGGAGAAAGAACCCGGGCAGCGUUGGAAGGAACAGUAACCCCCAACCAUCAGCAAUCAGGAUGCAAAGUAUGGACGUGGGGGGAGGUUGCCCAAGAGUUAGUUAAUUAUGGGAGAAAAUAUGGGCUGGUGGUUUCUUCCUCCAGUAAAUUUGAGCCUAGGGGAGUAAGGCUUGCAGCAGCCAGUCUUGCCCCCAGGCCACCUAGCCCAAAACUUAAUGGAACUGAAAAGGUUUUGUCCCCGAUAAGAACAGGUAGACGGAGCAUUGAUCAUAAACAUAAUGGACUGUGGACCCUGGGCUGGAAAAAGGGUAUUCCAUGAAAUUUGAUGGAUGGAUUGACGACAGAUAGGCUCGAGAUGCUGGUUGCUGGAUGGCCAACUAGACUUGAGGAAAGUAAAACCCCAGGUCCUAGUGCCCCUCCCACAGUACCUGAAGGGCUACCAGAGCCGUUGGGAAACUAGUUCCUUCACCCCUCUCAAGUGAGCGGGGGGGUGAAGGGUGAUUGCUUAUUAGGAGGCUCACAACUCAAGGCAGUGAUCUAUUAAUUACAUGCAUUGUUGAACCUAACUUAGUUCCAGUGACGUUUCUUGUAGGCGCAGGAGCACAAAUUUCAGCUCUGGAUUAUUCCUUCAUUUUGACCAUAUUAACAAAGCCCGAGAGGGCAAGUCUAUGUCUUGUUUUUGUUUUGCAGAAGAACUCUGUGGAACUCCGAACACAGUGGAUUUUAAUUGUUGGUAUUUUGGAGAUUCUGCAAUACCCUGGUGAAAUGUUAUCUUGGUUAAUUUGUUGUACUGUGUGGGCUGUAACCUCUAUAACAACCAGUUAUCCCCUCAUGGACUCUGGGAAUGGGGGGAAUGGUACAAUAUUGGAUUUGUGGUCAUUAUGCAUAUAAACCUGCAAACUGGACUGGGGUAUGUUAUGUUGGAGUAAUCCACCCAAUGUUCUUUUUACUUCCAGGAAAGGAUGGCAGUGAAUUAGGUGUCAGAGUAUAUGAUGAUCUCAAUCGACACAAGAGGUCUAUCGACACCUCCGUAACAUGCGGUAGUGGCCAAACUUGGGGCAAAGAUGACUGGCCUCCCCAGCGUAUAAUCAAACACUAUUGGCCAGCCACCUGGAACCCCAAUGAGUGGGUUAGUGGUGCUCGAGAGCCCAUCUAUAACCUAAAUCGUAUUAUCAGAUUGCAAGCCAUCCUCGAAAUAAAUACUAAUGAAACAGCAUAUGCCCUUGAUCUUGCAGAUCAAGCUUCACAGAUGCGGGCGGCAAUACUCCAGCAUCGCAUUGUUCUGGACUACCUGCUAGCCGAAGAAGGGGGGGUCUGUGGCAAAUGAAAUGACUCUACUUGUUGUCUAAAGACUGAUAACGGUAAAGUUGUUAAGCAAAUUGCCCAAGGUAUACGGAAAAUAGCACAUGUUCCUGUUCAAACUUGGAAAAGCCCAGACCUUGACCUCUUUUCCUGGCUCCCAGGUGGCCCAUGGGUAAAACGUAUCUUAUUUUAUCUGUUAUGUGCUGUUGAGACUCUCAUGUUCAUUCCUUGUAUGAUAACAGGUUUCAUUCAACUUAUCCAACGUGUUGUAUCCUCUAUGCAAUUCGUAACUUCGUCUGCGGAAGGAGAAGUCAAGCAGAUCAGGGCGACAUUUGCAAAAAACCCUGAUGAAUCUUUUGUAAUGAUUAUAUGAAGCUUUUAAUUCCCUGUCCCCCUCCCUUCUUUACCCCUAUGCUUGCUAUCUCUUUCUCACCAUCAUGGAUCACCAGUGUCCCAUUUUAAAGCAACCAUUGAGCCACGGGGUGGUGUAAGAGAUCAUUGUUUUGCAUCAUCAUUGUCUCAAAGCUUGCUGAGGACACAGACAAACAAGUUAAGGCCAGUCCUGGUCAAGGGUUGCGAGGUAUUUUGUCUGGAGAAGAUGGAUGGACAAGUCCUGGGAAAGGAUUGUGAAAUCUUUUGUCAAAGGGCCACAGAUGGACAAGGCCAGGGGCAACAAGAACUUAACUUAACCCCUUCCCGCUGUAGCUGUGCAGGGUGUAUGACGUGUGAAUGGGGAUGGGACAGGACAAUGAGAGUGAGAAUAGCCAUCAUCUGCAGAGAUCUCGGGAAACCGACAUCCCAGUGUGAGCACCAGAAUCCUGGGGAGGGGAGGGGGUGAAACAGAAAUUACUAACUUCGUAUUUCAGUAAUGUUCAGAAAGCCUGGAAAGUGAAAAGGGCUUGGGAAAAACACAGGCUGAGGAAGGCAAAUGAAAAUAGGUGCAUG
Phasianus colchicus (ring-necked pheasant) is the source of this 3745-nucleotide messenger RNA. NCBI's taxonomy places the organism in Eukaryota, Metazoa, Chordata, Aves, Galliformes, Phasianidae. The record is from RefSeq and is a predicted model, not a curated record.